CUCAGAGACAAAUAAUUUGGUUUAGAAGAGGGGAGGGUGAGAGGUGUGAGGGAGACUAAAACCUUGUUUUGUUUCAUGGUUCUGCACAAUUAUAAGCUCAGAUACCGCUUCCGGCCCUCUUCCAUAUACAUUCUAGGGAAUGCAGAAGGCAGGGAACAUAAUUAUUUUCAUUUGAUAUGGCAAAACAUCUUGGUAUAUGCCCUGUAUUGCCAGGGUGAACAGUUGUCCUAACUGCCAAGGCGGACAAGGCACCACAAAAUGCGGCUAUGUCUAAGGAAUUUCAGCUCCAAGCACCUGAGCAGGAUGAACAAGAUAAACCAAAUAGCCCAUUUUUCACUAAUAUACAAAGAAAUGAAUUAACUGCUGAUCCAUUAAGGAAAGAAUCUUCAAACAUCUCUCUUUCUAGUUCACUCACAGGCGGAGGGUCAGACAGCAAAUCUUCAAGCUUUUUUAUGGCCCUAGAUUCAACUACUGAAAAUAUGGAACAAAGAGCUCAGCAACUGAUUGAUAAGAUUAAUGAGAACCGGAAGAAAGAUCAUGAGUUCAUGAAUAAUUUCAGAGAAAGUCUAUUGAUGAAGGUUUCAAGCUUGGCAGAAAAGCUGGAAGAAAGGGUGUUUUCUGUUUAUGAUCAUAAUAGCAAGCUCAUUCAGGAUAAACUCCAAGAGUUUUCUGAUAUUAUGGAGAGGAUCAGGCAGAUUGAAACUGAGCUCAGACAAGUCUGUCACACUGUGGAGAUGUUGUAUAAAGAUCUGUGUUGUCAGGCUGAACAAUGAUUAUACAUACAGAAAAAGGAAGAAAGAAGAAGAAGAAACUAAAUGUGGGACAGAAAACCCUUAAAUCUGUGUGCCACAGCAAAUAAAAGACACAGCUUUUAAAAUACAUAUCCAGUGCUAACUCAUACAACCUGUAACAUGUGUUAUUUAGAAUGUAAAUAAAUAUUCAGAACUAUUUGAAA
Molecule: messenger RNA, 955 nt
Organism: Sceloporus undulatus (fence lizard)
Lineage: Eukaryota; Metazoa; Chordata; Lepidosauria; Squamata; Phrynosomatidae
Gene: SYCE2
Product: synaptonemal complex central element protein 2
Exons: 4
Coding region: 267-773 (168 amino acids)
Biological process (GO): synaptonemal complex assembly
Cellular component (GO): central element
Source: RefSeq, a predicted model, not a curated record